AUGGCCAACAAGCAGCUUCCCGCGCGUUUGAAGGAGUCGCUCGAGAGCACUAAAGUCGAGUACCGCCAACUCGGAAAGUCCGGACUUCGUGUUUCAGUUCCCAUCUUUGGCUGCAUGAGCUUUGGCGACCCGCGUACGAUUCCGUGGGCUCUGGGCGAGGACGACGCGCUCCCGCUGCUCAAGGCUGCCUACGAUCGAGGCCUCAACACUUGGGAUACAGCCAACGUGUACUCCAACGGUGCUUCCGAGGUCACCAUUGGCAAGGCGCUCAAGAAGUACAACAUCCCCCGGGAGAAGGUCGUUAUUCUGACAAAGUGUUUCUUUGCGGUCGGCGAGGAACCUGAGGCUCGGCAAUUCAACUUCCGCGAUGAGUUCAAUAAGGUGAAGGAUUACCAGAACCAGUUUGGUCUCUCCCGAGGUGCCAUCUUCAACCAAGUCGAAGCCUCGCUCAAGCGGCUUGAUACUCCGUACAUCGAUCUGUUGCAAAUUCACCGAUUCGACCCUCGGACACCCGUCGAGGAAACAAUGAAGGCUUUGCAUGACUUGGUUCAGUCUGGAAAGGUUCGAUACAUCGGUGCAAGCAGCAUGUGGGGAACCCAAUUCGCCCAGAUGCAGUUCGUCGCGGAAAAGAACAACUGGACCAAGUUUGUCUCAAUGCAGAACCACUACAAUCUUCUGUACCGCGAGGAAGAGCGGGAGAUGAACCGAUUCUGUGACGAUACCGGCGUAGGACUUAUUCCGUGGGCUCCGCUAUGCCGCGGUCAUCUCGCGAGACCUCCCGCAGACUUCGGCUCCACCUCGCGAAGCAAGGGCGAGAAGGAGGGACAGCCCGGAUCCCACGGGACGGUCGAACCGGAUCUCACAAUCAUCAAGAGAGUUAUUGAGGUCUCGGAGAAGCGCCAGUGGCCCAUGGCGCACGUGGCUCUAGCAUGGAUCAACAAGCGGGUUACCAGCCCCAUCAUUGGCUUCAGCAGCGUCGAGAGAAUCGACCAGGCCAUUACGGCGGACGGGAAGGUUCUUACCGAAGAGGAAGAAAAAUAUCUAGAGGAACUGUACCAGCCCAAGGCCAUUGCUGGUCACAUGUAA
This is a messenger RNA of Colletotrichum chrysophilum, 1086 nucleotides long. RefSeq lists its product as uncharacterized. The record is from RefSeq and is a predicted model, not a curated record. Lineage: Eukaryota; Fungi; Ascomycota; Sordariomycetes; Glomerellales; Glomerellaceae. The transcript has 4 exons. The coding region runs from base 1 to 1086 and encodes 361 amino acids.